AUGAGGAAAAUCAAGUCUCGUACCUGGAAGAAGCAGCGUUACUUCAAACUGCAGGAUGACUACAUGACCAUCUGGUACAAGUCCAAGAAGGCUGGCAACACCCACUCCACUUUUGCCGUGAGUGAUGUGGAGGCAAUACGAGAGGGCCACCAGUCUGAGGUGCUGCUCAGCAUCGCAGAUGAGUUCCCAGCUGAACGAUGCUUCACACUGGUCUUCCGCGGUCGCAGGGCCAACCUGGACCUGGUGGCCGAGUCAGCUGAGGAAGCACAGUCCUGGAUCAGGGGCAUGAGAAAGCUGAUUGAGAACCUGGAGAACAUGGGGGAGCGAGAGAGGCUUGACCAAUGGAUUGGUGACUGGUUCAAGAAGGCAGACAAGAACAAUGAUGGCAGGAUGAACUUCAAGGAAGUGCAAGAUCUACUGAAGAUGAUGAAUGUGGACAUGAACGAGCACCAUGCUCAUCGUCUCUUCACAAUGGCGGAUAAAUCCCAGUCGGGCACCCUUGAAGAUGAUGAGUUUGUGCUCUUCUACAAGAUGUUGACCCAACGGGAGGAUGUACUGAGGGUUUUCCAGGAGUACUCAGUUGAUGGUCAGAAGCUAUCCCAAAGCGAUUUGGAGGACUUCUUGAGAGAGGAGCAGCUGGAGGGGGAUAAUGUCCAGCAGCACGCCAAGCAGCUCAUUGAACGCUACGAGCCCUCAGAAACAGCUAAGCUGCUGAAUGCCAUGACAUUUGAUGGCUUCUUGAUGUACCUUGGCUCAGCUGAGGGCUGCAUCUUCAACCCACAGCAGCGGGGUGUGUACCAGGACAUGAGCCAGCCGCUGUGCCAUUACUUCAUCUCCUCCUCCCACAACACCUACCUAAUGGAGGACCAGUUCCGAGGACAGAGCAGCGUGGAAGGAUACAUCAGGGCUCUAAGUCGUGGCUGCCGGUGUGUCGAAGUGGACUGCUGGGAUGGCACCAAUGGGGAGCCCAUUGUCUAUCACGGACACACUUUCACUUCGAAGAUACUCUUCAAGGAUGUGGUCAAUGCAGUGGGCAACUAUGCUUUCAAGGUAUCAGAAUAUCCAGUCAUCUUGUCCAUCGAGAACCACUGCAGUGUUGAGCAACAGAGAGUCAUGGCCCAACACCUCAACCGCAUCCUCGGUGACAAGCUGCUGAAAAGCACAUUGGAUGGCAAGGCCCCCAUCCGUCUGCCAUCUCCUGAGGAUCUGAAGGGGAAGAUUCUGCUGAAGGCCAAGAAAAUUGGUGGACUGGAGGAGAGUUUCAAUGGGAUGGUGGAAGACUCUCUUACUGGGGAGGUCAGCGAUGAAGAUGAGGUGGCUGAAAUUGAUGAAGAUAACCUCCACCGGGAGAAAGGGACUAAAAAAUCAAAACAGCGUCUGUCCAAGGAGCUGUCCGACUGUGUUGUCUACUGCAAAAGUGUCCACUUCAGCAGCUUCAAACACUCCCGCAUCCACUCCAAGUUCUACGAAGUGGCCUCUUUCACAGAGUCCAAAGCCCGCAAACACCUGAAAGAGGCCGGGGCCGAGUUUGUGCACCAUAACUCACGGCAGCUGACCAGGGUUUAUCCCAGUGGCUUCCGAACUGAUUCCUCCAAUUUCAAUCCUCAGGAAAUGUGGAAUGCUGGGUGCCAAAUCGUUGCAUUGAAUUUCCAGACCGCUGGGGAAGCAAUGGAUCUGAAUGAUAGCCUGUUCGGUCAGAAUGGCCGCUGUGGAUACAUCUUGAAGCCCAGUUUUAUGAGAGAGGUUGAGAAAAGAUUUGACCCUGAGAUGCCCCCAAAACGGGAUGGUUACCAACCUUUUUCAUUGAGAACUCUAUAUUUGUCUGUAUUUUUUAAGGUGAUCAGUGGCCAGCAGCUGCCAAAAGUCAACAUCAAAGAGGAUUCUAUAGUGGAUCCUCUGGUCCGGGUGGAGAUCCAUGGAGUUCCCAUGGACCAGGCCAAGCAGGAGACCAGAUACAUUGAGAACAAUGGGUUCAACCCUGUGUGGUACGACACUCUGCGCUUCACCAUCCACACUCCUGAGCUGGCCAUGGUGCGUUUUGUGGUGGAGGACUAUGACAAAACAUCUAAAAAUGACUUUGUGGGGCAGUAUACUCUUCCUCUUAGCUGCAUGCAGCAAGGUUAUCGUCACAUUCACCUUUUAUCCAAAGAUGGGACCAGUAUUCCUCCCUCCUCCUUAUUUGUACACAUCAGGAUCACAGCACUGAAAUAA
Toxotes jaculatrix (banded archerfish) is the source of this 2211-nucleotide messenger RNA. It is a transcript of the gene plcd4a, whose product is annotated as phospholipase C, delta 4a. The transcript is spliced from 15 exons. The record is from RefSeq and is a predicted model, not a curated record. Gene Ontology annotation, biological process: lipid metabolic process; intracellular signal transduction. Lineage: Eukaryota; Metazoa; Chordata; Actinopteri; Toxotidae. Gene Ontology annotation, molecular function: phosphatidylinositol-4,5-bisphosphate phospholipase C activity; calcium ion binding. Bases 1 to 2211 code for a protein of 736 amino acids.